Paramecium octaurelia is the source of this 142-nucleotide messenger RNA. The record is from the annotation of a GenBank genome assembly. Lineage: Eukaryota; Ciliophora; Oligohymenophorea; Peniculida; Parameciidae.
AUGAUGCCAUUCAUCUAAUUGAAAUCACCUUAAUUGCUGGAAAUGGAAAUCAAAUUUACUUUUUUCAUUUAAACAGAAUAAAGAAUCGAUAAAAAUUUUUUAAUUAUCCAAAUAUUUGAAAAUCAAGCUUAGAAACUUUGAA